Messenger RNA from Syngnathus typhle (broad-nosed pipefish), 1134 nucleotides. Its product is annotated as enkurin-like. The transcript is spliced from 6 exons. The record is from RefSeq and is a predicted model, not a curated record. Gene Ontology annotation, molecular function: calmodulin binding. Gene Ontology annotation, cellular component: acrosomal vesicle. The coding region runs from base 1 to 771 and encodes 256 amino acids. Lineage: Eukaryota; Metazoa; Chordata; Actinopteri; Syngnathiformes; Syngnathidae.
AUGACGUCACUACAUAUGGAGCACUUGGUUGAAGGAGUGAUUUUGUUGAGCUCGUUGGGGGAAAUCUAUCCACAGGACACAGUUCUUAAUUUUAUUCAAAGUAAUGUGAUCAUGGAUAAGCCAAAGAGGUACGUGUCCAGCUCAAGGCAAAACAACAUAACAACAACAGUAAUCGAGCUGCAGCAUCCGGCAAACUACCUGACCAAGUUCUCCCUUCAAUCAAAGUUGCCUGAUAACAAAGUACAUGUCCGCAAUGUUUAUUGUACCACUGCUAACAAGAAGCCAAUGUUGUCUGCGGGGACAUUUCUGCUUCCUACUGGCCUCCCCGCAAAAAAGAUGUUUACAGCCGUGCCAAAGUCGUCCAAGCCGCCAUUUUGUGUUGUUGACACCAACAUGGGGCACAGGGAGUUCGUAAAUAUAAACUCAGGACUUGUGCCUGUAUACAUAAGGAAAAAGGAUUAUGGAGAGGUACCCAAAUAUCUUCUACGCCGCAGACCAAAGCCCACAAAGUCUCCACAGGAAAAGAGUGUUAUCGAGGUGGCGAAACCAGAGGAACCAGAUAUCGAAAAGCAGACAGAAGAGGACUUUCGUGAAGUCAUUGAGUACCUGAAAAAGAGACUUCAAAAGCUGAACAAGACCUACAUGCAGCUUCCAUUAGUCAUAGACACGCCUUGGUUGAAGAGCCGUAAGUUGCGAAUGGAGACUGAUAUGACACAGGUGGAGACUGACAUUGAACUCAUUGAAACUUUGGUGUCCAACAAGAGCACAUGAACCCACGCCGACCAAAGCAAGCACACCAAAGUCUGCCGGACGCAGACUCUGCUUUGCAUCUCCUUGAAUAUUUUUUUUAUGUUAGAACUUCUAUUCAAAUGUGCUGUUUAUAUGUGUAUACAUAUAUUUUUUAAUCUGUUCAAAUGUGCUGUGUAUAUGUAAGUAUACAUGUAUACUUCAAAAUGAACGGUACAAGGCAGGUACAUUAAAGGGCCACUCAUAGUAAAUUUAAGCAGAAUGUGAUUGCAGUAUAAAAAGCUUUACGUCAAUCAUGUUUACCGUGCUAUUUUAAUCAGGCAGGUUUGGGACCACAGUUUUCAAGUUGGAAGAGCUUUUCUGAUCCUGCAUGAUUGUUCCACAAUA